Messenger RNA from Setaria italica (foxtail millet), 986 nucleotides. RefSeq names its product dynein light chain LC6, flagellar outer arm. Gene Ontology annotation, cellular component: dynein complex. The record is from RefSeq and is a predicted model, not a curated record. Gene Ontology annotation, molecular function: dynein light intermediate chain binding; dynein intermediate chain binding. Bases 331 to 801 code for a protein of 156 amino acids. NCBI's taxonomy places the organism in Eukaryota, Viridiplantae, Streptophyta, Magnoliopsida, Poales, Poaceae. Gene Ontology annotation, biological process: microtubule-based process. The transcript has 2 exons.
CGCGCGCCUUGCUCCACCCGCUCGUGCUCGUGCCGUGCCGCGAGUCCCGCCCCCGGCGCGUCGGUGAUCCCACCGGCGGGCUUCCCGGGCUGGGAGGAAAAACCCAUAAAAAGUACACGCCCCGCUUUAACGACCCCCAACGUCCUUCUCCCCUUCCCUUCCCUAGUUCCCUCCUCGCGUCCCCGUCCUUCCCCCAGAAAACAACAAAAGCCGCCAGAGCCGCUGCGACGCACGGCGCUUGAGGCAAACGCACUGCCCCAGCCUGCCGCUUCCAUCCAGGUCAAAACUUUCGGCCCGCGCGCUGACACACGGGAAUCCAGGCGAGCUAGGAUGAGGGAGCAGCAGGGUUCCGGCGAGGUGGCCGGGAGCCGGGGCGGGGCCAUCAGGUCGCUGCUGGGCGUCGAGCGCCGCCUCGCGGAGGGCGACGCCGAGGGGGCGGUCGGGGUCUCCUCGGGGAAGCAGGCGGCGGGCGCGGGCGCGGGCGGUGGCGAGGAGGAGAGGAAGGCCGUGGUGAGGGUGGUGGCGGCCGACAUGCCGGCCGCGCUGCAGCGGCGCGCGUUCCGCUGCGCCCGCGACGAGCUCGCCGCGAUGCCGCGCUACCCGCGCCGGCUCGAGCCCAAGCGCCUCGCGCUCGCGCUCAAGAAGGAGUUUGACACUGCAUACGGGCCAGCUUGGCACUGCAUCGUGGGGACUAGUUUCGGUUCAUAUGUCACGCACGCCCGGGGUGGAUUCUUGUAUUUUUCCGUCGAUAAGGUCUACAUCCUGCUCUUCAGGACUGCCGUGGAGCCCUCGCCUCAUUGAGGGGCACCACCACUAGACAAAAUGGUUCGUGAAUGCGCAGCUCUUGGGGAAGCCCACGCCAAAUUCAGCUGUUCAGUCGGCUAAACCGAGCCUUGUAACUUGUAAAUUGCAUUGUUUCUUCGAAGGCAAACGGAAACUCCUUAUGGUUCUGAUAAAAUUACGACUUAUUGGUGUCACCUGUUUCA